AGUUGUGGGAGUAGGACGGGAUUUUAUUGGUGUCGAUGCCCGGUCUACAUUAAGGAUACUUGUUUAUCAAGGAAGGGCAUUGGGUUUGACUGGCUAAUCUUAAUUGGUGUAACAUCCCGUUCCGGAAAAACCCAUAUUUCGAUCGCUAGAAAGUUCGCGAUUUAAAAUCGAGCAUUUCGGCACUAUUUCGAUGAAAAUCGGAUUAUCGAUCGAUCGGAUAAGUAUACGUAUUAAUUAAUUAAUUAUAUAUAUAUAUUCUGUCCAUUUAAUUCCCUCCCCCG
Linum tenue is the source of this 281-nucleotide messenger RNA. NCBI's taxonomy places the organism in Eukaryota, Viridiplantae, Streptophyta, Magnoliopsida, Malpighiales, Linaceae. The record is from the annotation of a GenBank genome assembly.